AUGAACCCAGACAAGCAGAAUAAGAACAAAGAACAUGAUCUGCAAUCCAAUAUAUCGCUAACAGUCUCCAAGAAAGCAGCCAAAACUCUUGCCGUGCGAAAUGCCUCUCUAUUGCUACGCACCCACUUCACCACUCUUGGCAUACAUGCCGUCUUCCUCUUUCUGCAUUGGACCUUCAACCGCCCUCGCUCAAUGACUCCUUACUAUUGUAUGGCCUGCCCGACUCUCGCCAUUGAGUUCUACUUGGACCGGUUGGGCCGUCCUCGGUAUAACACCGCCGACGGGUCUCUCCGCUCGCCCGGCGAGGAUCUGGGAGCUGCCGGAUUAACGGAGUACAUGUGGGAUAUCCUGUACUGGACCUGGGGCUGUCUUGGUGCGGUUUGUAUAUUUGGCGAUCGUGCCUGGUGGCUGUGGGUUGUUAUACCGUUGUACUCCGUCUGGUUGGCAUAUACAACCUUCACUGGGGUUCGAAGCGGAUUAGCCGGAAUGGGUGGCGUGGAACAUUCCGAGGGAGAGAGCAAGAGGCAGAAGAAGAUGGAGAGGCGAGGACAGCGGACACAGUAUCGUUAG
This is a messenger RNA of Aspergillus tanneri, 570 nucleotides long. Its product is annotated as SND2/TMEM208 family protein. Gene Ontology annotation, cellular component: intracellular membrane-bounded organelle. Bases 1 to 570 code for a protein of 189 amino acids. NCBI's taxonomy places the organism in Eukaryota, Fungi, Ascomycota, Eurotiomycetes, Eurotiales, Aspergillaceae. The transcript has a single exon. The record is from RefSeq and is a predicted model, not a curated record. Gene Ontology annotation, biological process: vacuolar protein processing.